This is a messenger RNA of Saitoella complicata NRRL Y-17804, 327 nucleotides long. Its product is annotated as zinc finger protein bud20. The transcript has 2 exons. The annotation marks the transcript as partial. The record is from RefSeq and is a predicted model, not a curated record. NCBI's taxonomy places the organism in Eukaryota, Fungi, Ascomycota, Saitoellomycetes, Saitoellales, Saitoellaceae. Gene Ontology annotation, cellular component: nucleus. Gene Ontology annotation, molecular function: zinc ion binding; nucleic acid binding.
AUGGGUCCCGUCACCGGCCGUGGAAAGAGUCACUCCAAGACCGCAAAGUAUGCUAAAUCAACCAUCCGUAUGGGCCGUAUGCUCGACCAGAUCCACGACGAUAUCAACGAUCCGGACGCGAAGCUGAAGUUGGAUGAAAAGUUGGCUCAGGUCGAUGAGGAGUUGCCCGGCUUGGGACAGUAUUACUGUAAAGCUUGCGCAAAGUAUUUUGAGACGGAACAUGCCGACGUUGAGCACAGAAGAGGAAAGAACCACAAGAAAAGGGUCAAGUUGCUGAAGGAGACGCCUUACUCCCAGGCAGAGGCGGAGGCCGGUGUCGCGAUUGGA